Molecule: messenger RNA, 1017 nt
Organism: Manis javanica (Malayan pangolin)
Lineage: Eukaryota; Metazoa; Chordata; Mammalia; Pholidota; Manidae
Gene: DGAT2L6
Product: diacylglycerol O-acyltransferase 2 like 6
Biological process (GO): lipid metabolic process
Cellular component (GO): endoplasmic reticulum membrane
Source: RefSeq, a predicted model, not a curated record
AUGGCUUUUUUCUCCCAGCUGGAUCUUCAGGAGGGCCUCCAAACUCUCUCUGUUUUGCAAUGAAUCCCACCCUACAUAUUUUUAGGAGUUAUUUCUAUUAUUCUUAUACCCUACUUUCUGGUGUUCACUAAAUUUUGGACCUUAUCCAUGCUUGCUUUAGCCUGGCUUGCCUAUGAUUGGAGCACCCACAUUCAAGGUAAGAGACAGAGCCCUUGGGUCUGAAACUGGGCCCUCUGGAAGGAUUUCCAAAAUUACUUCCCAAUAAAGCUGGUGGAGACUCAUAACCUCUCUCCCAAACACAACCAUAUCAUUGCCAACCACCCCCAUGGCAUUUUCUCUUAUGGUGUCUUCAUCAACAUUGCCACUGAGGCCACUGCCUUUGCUCGGAUUUUCCCAGCCAUUACUCCUUCUUUAGGGAUCUUGGAAGGGAUCUUCUGGAUCCCAAUUAUGUGAGAAUAUGUGAUGUCAAUGGGUGUGUGCCCAGUGAAUGAGCUGGCCUUGAAGUAUUUGUUGACCCAAAAAGGCUCAGGCAGUGCCGUGGUUAUUGUGGUAGGUGGAGCUGCCAAAGUCCUCUUGUGCUGGCCAGGAGCCUCUGCUAUCUACCUCAAACAGCGGAAAGGUUUUGUGAAGUUGGCACUGAAGACAGGAACAUACCUUGUUCCUUCCUAUUCCUUUGGAGAGAAUGAGGCUUACAAUCAAGAGAUCUUCCCUGAGGGCACAUGGAAAAAGUGCUUCCAAAAAACCUUCCAGGACACAUUAAGAAAAAUCCUGGGACUAAAUUUCUGUACCUUCCAUAGCCGGAGCCUCACUCAAGGAUCCUGAGGCUCCCUGCCUUUCAUUCAGCCCAUUACCACUGUUGUUGGGUAACCCUUGCCAAUCCCAAGGAUUAAGAGGUCAAACAAGAAGUCGGUAGACAAGUAUCACACACUCUAUAUCAGUGCCCUGCACAAGUUGUUUGACUAACACUAAAUUGAGCAUGGCAUCCCUGAGACCCAGGAGCUGACAAUCAUACAAUAG